UACACCAUAUCCGUUGUAGCCACAUCUGAACACCUCUUCAGUGAUGCCACCACAUUUCAAAUCACACUAAUCCCAGCUCCAGGGCAGGUGUUGGUGUCAGUGAGCUCCAUAACAGCCACCUCCAUCUCCCUCUCCUGGAGUGUGUCCAGUGGGAGGGUGGCCAGUUGGGAGGUUGUCUGGAGACCCACUGACAGAGGCACUGAGAGCACCAGUGGUCCUCUGUCUGGCACUACCUACACCAUCCACUACUUGGACCCAUCCACUAUCUACACACUCACUGUAUCAGCCACUAACGUAGCUGGAAAACCACUGACAGCACUCCCAUACUUUUCUCCACUGCCUCUGAUGUUUACCAAGCAGAAAGCCACUGAGACUAUAAGACAGACAACGCAAUAGGAUAUCAUUGGUGGAGUGGUGGCUGGGGCACUUAUAGCUGCAGUGACGGUCAU
This is a messenger RNA of Geodia barretti, 449 nucleotides long. Lineage: Eukaryota; Metazoa; Porifera; Demospongiae; Tetractinellida; Geodiidae. The record is from the annotation of a GenBank genome assembly.